CUUAAUCUCGUCCGAUCUUGGAAGGAUUUGGGCUGACAGUCAUGGCCAGCUCCCCAGCCUUGGAUGCAGAGCCCAGCCUGCUCUCGGCCACCGUGGUGGCGGGUCUAAAGAACCUGGGAGCCAUCAUCUCGCCGCCGCUGACCAAGUUGCUCAUUGCGAACUCGCUGAAACUGACCCUUCAUCCGGAUGCCACAAUUGCUCCCGUGCCCGAGAUCUAUGCCAACAAUGCCGCCUGCGCCAAACAGAGCGAGUACGCGGUGGUCACCCUCUACGCGGUGGCCACCAAGCACAACUGGGAUGGGAUGCAGUUGCGCCAGCAGCUGGAGCAACUGGAUUCGCUGGACGCCAGCGCCAUUGACGAACUGUGCCGCGUGUACGAGGACAAUCGCAGGGAGCUCCUCCUCCGGCAGCUGCAGGUGGGCCACAGUUUUCCGCACAUCACCGACAUCCAGUGGCGCAUCGUCUGCGACGUCAAGUCCUCCACCUCCGACUGCAGCUCGGGCGUGGCCAGCUUCCACAUCAAUCUGGGCAACUUCCGGCCGAGCAGCGGCGAGCGGGAGACGAUCGUGGAGUUCGUUUGCAACGCCGAGGAGCUGCAGUCGCUGAUCAAUAGGCUCAAGGAGAUCGAGCGGCACUGCAGCCAGGUGGCCUAAUCUCUA
This is a messenger RNA of Drosophila takahashii, 659 nucleotides long. RefSeq names its product COMM domain-containing protein 3. The record is from RefSeq and is a predicted model, not a curated record. Lineage: Eukaryota; Metazoa; Arthropoda; Insecta; Diptera; Drosophilidae. Gene Ontology annotation, biological process: sodium ion transport.